AUGGUCAUCGACCUGACUGGUCCUGACGAAGAUUCCGGAGAGCAGGCGUCCGCCGCCCGGAUGAAGGAGUUCGUGGCCGACCAGGUCCGCCGUUGGGAAAGGGUGACGCUCGAGUUCGUGAUGUCCCCGACUGUUGAGUACACAUGGCCCAGCCCGACACCCGACUUUCAAGCGUGGUGGACGGCAGCCAUGGCGACGUCCCGAUACUGGUUUCAAGCACGGGCUCCCCGGGUGGAGCCGAUCAUGGUGCGGAUGCUCAUGCAGGAGCUUCAGCAACAACUGGCUGACGAACAUUCGGAAUGGCGAAGCGUCGCUGCGGGCGUCCCAAAUCGAGUCAUACCAGCGCUGGACGUUCAUGCACUGGGGGAUGCUGCCCUGGAAGCGGUCAAGGAGGAACACCCGGACGACGACAGUGCAGUUUCCCGACGAAGUUCAGGACGAGAGUCAAGUCUGUUUGGGACGACGGCCGCGGAUUCGGAGGAGUCGAACCCCAGCGCCACGUCCGGGUUGCGCUCGCGGAGCCAUAUUCGUCGUCGGGAUCCUCGCUGUGGGAGGCUGGGGCGUGCAAGUCACGGAGACGGUGCUCCCUACACCACCAGUGCCGGUGAAAUGGGACGAUGUCGAUAUGUCGGAGUCGGGUCACACCAGCAUUCGGAGUGGUCACAGGUCGAGGACGUCCCGGAGGCACACGCGCUCCCGAAGGUCAAGCCCAAGCAGCUCUUCCAGCGAAUCCAGCUCGGAGGACGAAAGGCGCCGUGGCCGCCGAGGAUCCAAGCACCCUCGCCGUUCCAAGCGGUCGCCCAGUCGAUCCGUGAAGUCCGGAUGGAUGCCAUGGUUCGGGUGGAUGCGAGUGUUCAGGAGAUGAAGCAACAGCUACAGGAUAAGGACAACGCCUCGGACCGGAAGCCCGAAGCCGCUGACGAGGGGAAGCGAACCUUCCAGACCUACCAGGCCACUCAGCUGCUGGUCGACCGGGAGGAUGCCCUGGAAAACCAAUGUGCCCUCGACACACAGGCCCCAGUUCAGGUGAUCAUACGUGAGGCGACGACGGAGAAGGCCCGCGAAGUCGUGGGAGCUAACCAGGAAGAUGCCUUGAAGCGUGCGCGAGAAGCCGUGAAGGCGGAGCGCGCGCAGGAAGAGCAUCUCCGGUCCGAAGCUGAAGCCGCGAAGCUGCAAGUUCAGGAGGCCAGGAUGCAGAAGACCCUGGAAGAGUAG
This is a messenger RNA of Phytophthora sojae, 1215 nucleotides long. RefSeq lists its product as hypothetical. The coding region runs from base 1 to 1215 and encodes 404 amino acids. The record is from RefSeq and is a predicted model, not a curated record. The transcript is spliced from 5 exons. Lineage: Eukaryota; Oomycota; Peronosporomycetes; Peronosporales; Peronosporaceae.